AUGGAGCGGCCGGGGAGCAACGGGAGCUGCCCGGGCUGCCGACUGGAGGGGGGUCCGUCGGCGCGGGCCGCCACCGCCCUGGCGGCAGUGCUCAUCUUCACCAUCGUGGUGGACGUGCUGGGCAACGCGCUGGUCAUCCUCUCGGUGCUGAGGAACAAGAAGCUCCGCAACGCCGGCAACAUCUUUGUCGUCAGUUUGUCUGUCGCAGACCUUGUAGUUGCGGUUUAUCCAUACCCUCUGAUCUUGAGUGCCAUUUUCCAUAAUGGAUGGACCAUGGGAAAUGUUCACUGCCAGAUAAGUGGGUUCCUGAUGGGCUUAAGUGUCAUCGGGUCCAUUUUUAACAUCACGGCGAUUGCAAUCAACCGCUACUGCUACAUCUGCCACAGCCUUCGGUACGAUAAGCUCUUCAACCUGAAGAACACCUGCUGCUAUCUCUGCCUGACCUGGAUACUCACAGUGGUGGCAAUUGUGCCAAACUUCUUCGUUGGCUCCUUGCAGUAUGACCCCCGGAUUUACUCCUGCACCUUUGCCCAGACGGUAAGUACAUCAUACACCAUCACAGUGGUGGUGGUUCACUUCAUCGUCCCACUGUCCAUCGUGACAUUUUGCUACCUGCGGAUCUGGAUUUUGGUGAUUCAAGUCAAACACCGGGUGAGACAAGACUGCAAGCAGAAGCUCAGAGCAGCUGACAUCCGGAAUUUCUUGACUAUGUUUGUGGUUUUUGUCCUUUUCGCUGUGUGCUGGGGACCGUUAAACUUUAUUGGCCUUGCUGUUUCGAUUAAUCCUUCAAAAGUGCAGCCACACAUUCCAGAAUGGCUUUUUGUCCUGAGCUAUUUUAUGGCCUAUUUUAACAGCUGCCUCAAUGCUGUGAUCUAUGGGCUUCUUAACCAGAAUUUCCGGAAGGAGUACAAAAGAAUACUGCUGACACUCCGGACUCCCAGGUUGCUGUUCAUUGAUAUGUCCAAGGGUGGGACAGAAGGGAUGAAAAGCAAGCCAUCUCUAGCCGUAACAAACAACAACAACCAAGCUGAAAUACAUUUAUGA
Gymnogyps californianus (California condor) is the source of this 1044-nucleotide messenger RNA. It is a transcript of the gene GPR50, whose product is annotated as G protein-coupled receptor 50. Gene Ontology annotation, cellular component: membrane. The record is from RefSeq and is a predicted model, not a curated record. Lineage: Eukaryota; Metazoa; Chordata; Aves; Accipitriformes; Cathartidae. The coding region runs from base 1 to 1044 and encodes 347 amino acids. The transcript is spliced from 2 exons. Gene Ontology annotation, molecular function: melatonin receptor activity. Gene Ontology annotation, biological process: G protein-coupled receptor signaling pathway.